AAAUAUUUACGUCUGUCUCGGUGUUCAGGAACUGCUUUCCUUUAGCAGGACCAAGAUCUCUCGUUUUACGUCAAAUACGCGCAAUGGCUGUCAAGCAGAAAGUACUACUUCUUGGAGCGACUGGAGAGACUGGGGCCUCUAUCCUGAAUGGACUGCAAGAAUCUGGAAAUUUCGAUGUGGAGGUUUUAGUGCGGCCCGCUUCUGCAGAUAAACCGUCGGUCCAAAAGCUCCGAGAGCAAGGCCUUACGAUCUGGCCCGUAGAUCUUGACGACUUCAAUGGGCUUGUGUCUGCUAUGACCGGUACCGAUAUUUUCAUCAGUGCUAUUGGACCCAAUGACUUGCUCCAGCAGAAGAAGCUACUUCAAGCAGCGAAGAUUGCAGGUGUCAAAAGAGUCAUUCCCUGUGCUUUCACCACGGUAGCAGCUCCAACGGGCGCUAUGCUGCUUCGUGAUGAGAAAGAAGAAGUUUACAAUGCCAUCAAGUACUUGGGUAUUCCUUAUACCGUGAUCGAUGUUGGCUAUUGGUAUCAGAUCUCAUUUCCGACUCUGCCGUCUGGAAAAGUGGAUUACGCACAGAUGGUUCCAGUGAAGACUAUUCAUGGGGAUGGAGCAGCCCCUAAUAUUCUUACCGACCUACGUGACAUCGGGCGAUAUGUCGCACGAAUCAUACUCGAUGACCGAACUAUUAACCGAUAUGUUUACACGGCCGGGGAUGUACUUUCGGAGAACGAAAUUUACCAGAUCGCGGAAGAGAUCUCUGGAGAGAAGCUGGAGCCGUCUCGCGUAUCAAAUGAAGAUGUCGAAGCCAGUGUGAAGCAAGCCAAAGCCGCUCUCGCCGAGAGUCCUCACGAUAACAUGAAGCGCAUCGGUGUUUUCGUGGCCCAGUAUGAGCAUAGUAAAUACGUGCGGGUGGAUAAUAGUCCUCGCUAUGCCGACUAUCUGGGUUAUCUCAAUGCUAGAGAGCUCUAUCCAGACUUCCAACCAACAUCCUUUCGUGAUUUCUUUGCGGAGGUCCUAGCUGGAAAAGGCAGGAAAGUGUAUUCAUAGAGUUACACUCAGGAACGGAAUUGGUUCGAAAUAUUCACAAAGCAUCCGUUGCCCGGGGUGACAAUUAACUACUUUGAAUGCAGUUGGACUGGACAUCCAUUAUUCCAAUUACUAUGCAAUCCUAUGAAUUGAAC
Messenger RNA from Aspergillus eucalypticola CBS 122712, 1180 nucleotides. Its product is annotated as aromatic alcohol reductase. Bases 84 to 1046 code for a protein of 320 amino acids. The transcript has 4 exons. The record is from RefSeq and is a predicted model, not a curated record. NCBI's taxonomy places the organism in Eukaryota, Fungi, Ascomycota, Eurotiomycetes, Eurotiales, Aspergillaceae. Gene Ontology annotation, molecular function: oxidoreductase activity.